AUGUCCGAGGAGUGCGCGCGCUCCCUGCCCGCGCUCACGCGCAUGCUCUCGGAGCUCAGGGAGACCACCCGCCUCGUCGCGUUCGUCGCCGACCAGUUCGGGAUGGACUCGUUCGACGCCGCGCGCGACGCCGGCGUGAGCACGCGCUGCCUCUUCAUGCCCAUGAACCUGCACGCGCUCUCGCUCGUUCUCCGCCUCCCGGACCUCGCGGCGUCCGUCUCCGGCGAGUUCCGGGACCUCGCCGAGCCGGUCCAACCCGUGCACCUCGCCAAGCGCUACCGUGAGGCUGAUGCCAUCCUCGUCAACUCCUUCGACGCCGUCGAGCCUGAGGUUGCCCAGGUGCUCCGCCAGCCAGAGCGUGGCCGGCCGCCUGUGUACCCUAUCGGCCCGCUGAUACGGCAGUCCGGAGUGAUUCCACCAUCAUCUCCGCCGCGUGCGGCGUGCCUGGAGUGGCUCGACCGGCAGCCGGCCAGGUCGGUCAUCUUCGUCUCGUUCGGCUCCGCCGGCGCGUUGCCAAAGGAGCAGACGCACCAGCUCGCGCUUGGCCUGGAGCUCAGCGGGCAGCGCUUCCUCUGGGUGGUGCGCAGCCCCAGCGACGAGGGCACGCUCAGCGACAACUACUACAAUGCAGAGAGCAACAAGGACCCCUUCGCCUACCUCCCGGAAGGAUUCCUGGAGAGGACAAAGGACGUCGGUCUCCUGGUGCCGUCGUGGGCACCGCAGACACAGGUGCUUGCCCACAUGGCCACCGGAGGCUUCCUGACGCACUGUGGGUGGAACUCCACGCUAGAGAGCCUGGUGCACGGUGUGCCGAUGCUGGCGUGGCCGUUGUUCGCCGAGCAGCGGCUAAACGCGGUGAUGCUGGCGGAGGGGGUCGGAGCUGCGAUACGGCUGCCCGAGCGGAAGGAUAAGGAGACCAUCGCAUCGGUGGUGAGGGAGCUGAUGGUAGGGGAAGGGAAAGGAGCCAUGGUGCGGGUGAAGGUGGCCGAGCUGCAGAAUGCUGCGGCAGAGGGACUCCGUGACGGUGGUGCCGCCACGACGGCACUUGAUGAGGUGGUGGAGAAGUGGGAGGCAGAAGCGAACUAG
Molecule: messenger RNA, 1086 nt
Organism: Miscanthus lutarioriparius
Lineage: Eukaryota; Viridiplantae; Streptophyta; Magnoliopsida; Poales; Poaceae
Source: the annotation of a GenBank genome assembly